Messenger RNA from Moneuplotes crassus, 992 nucleotides. The record is from the annotation of a GenBank genome assembly. Lineage: Eukaryota; Ciliophora; Spirotrichea; Euplotida; Euplotidae.
AUGCAUGCUAAUGUGGAUCUUAUCCUAGAUGAUGCCAACUAUAAUCCUCAGCAGCCUGUACUUGGCAGGAAUGCAUCUUCGGUCAGGUAUAGAGACCAGGCAAGACAGAAUGCAUCACAGGAAAGGAAAACAGCAAGACUAACCAAUGCCUUCACAGCAGUAGUUAUGCUAAUCACAAUUGGCAUCAUUGGGGCUUGUCUUUAUUUCUCUAAAGAAGAGAGUUGUAAAUUUAAUAUUAAAGGACUCCUGCAUCUCGCUAUUGGGCUAAAAGUAGGCAUUUUGACAUUUUCAGUGAUAGCUUUUUGUAUACUUAAGAAUACUCAAAGUGACAUUGGAUGGAUUUUUGGGAUCAAUUUUAUCACAUUCCUAGUUAUGCUAGUAUUUAAUUUCCAAGUCCUCCGCUUAUUCUUCUCAAACGGAGUUAAUUGUGACAAAUCUUUUGACUGGCUAAACUUUGCUCACUGUAUGCUUGCAGUAGAAGCACUGAUCAGCUUUCUCUUCUUGCUAUUAAUAUGAAUUGCCAUUAUAACGGGUGCUUACCAAGAAUAUUCCCAAAAAGAUAGAAUUAGGAAUCAAUUGGUAGCUCAGAACAAUGGAAGAAGACCACAAGCUCCAGUAAUUAGACCUGAGGAUAGGAGAGAAGAAAACCAAAAUCAAAAUGUUGAAGAGAGACCAAGAGAGAGAAGUAAUCAUAUAUCUAUCAGCAACCUGCUUCUGAAUGUAGCUACAUUUAAACUUAAGCCUGAAGAUUAUAGAAAUAUGGAUGAGUGCUCAAUAUGUCUAGAAAAAUUCAAUGAAAAUGAUCAGUUAAUCUCUCUUCCAUGUCACGAUGCUCACAUGUUUCACCCACAUUGAAUCUCCGACUGGUCUAAAGUAAGCGAGGCUUGCCCUAUUUGUAGAGUAAGGAUCGACAGAAACGAAAUUAAAGCUUUACAAAGAGAAAACCAAGCCCUCCUGAAUUAAUAAAUACCGACUUGAUUUUAUAUGGUUCA